AUGGUGAAGACAUCUGAGUUUUCUGAAGAUGAAGAGGAAGAUGAUUCUAGAACUGGAGAGUCUGAUCCAGUCUUCAAAAUCGCAUCGAUGAUUUACCAGAGAAUUAUAUUUAUGCAUCCAAUGCUACACAAAUUGGAAGCCAACAAUGGUAAUGGGACCAUGAAGCCUCUAAACAUUUCCAAAUCUUCAAUCUGCUCCAUUAACAGAAACCCUGCUGAUUUUAACAUGCCAGAAGUAGGAAACGGGUACAUGAUUAGAAGUGAAGACCUAAAAUUUGGGAAGCAGAUUCCUUUUUCAAGGAGGCAUGGCUUAGUUAAAAUGGAUCAGCACAAGUGGCAGAGAAAUAUGAAAGCCCUCUACCAAAAAGGAAACGUACAUCCCAUUGAAUUUGACGAGGGAAAACUUUUCCAAGAAAAGGCACGUGAAGUGGAUGAAGAGUCAAAUGAAAUGAUUCUUAGAACAAGAAAUGUUGAGACACAAGGAGAAACAGUGCUCAACUUGCAUGGAAUUUUUUUCCAAGAAAAGACAAGUGAAGUAGAUAAGGAGUCAAAUGAAAUGAUUCUUAGAACGAGAUAUGUUGAGGUACAAGGAGAAACAGUGCUUGACCAUUGCAUGGACAUUUUUUUCCAAGAAAAGGCACUUGAAGCAGAUAAGGAAUUGAGUGAAAUGACUCUUAAGACGAGAUACCAAUGCAACUACAAUGACGAGGGCGGUGGCAGAGCUAGCUAG
Messenger RNA from Prunus armeniaca (apricot), 729 nucleotides. Lineage: Eukaryota; Viridiplantae; Streptophyta; Magnoliopsida; Rosales; Rosaceae. The record is from the annotation of a GenBank genome assembly.